Lolium perenne is the source of this 1521-nucleotide messenger RNA. The record is from RefSeq and is a predicted model, not a curated record. Lineage: Eukaryota; Viridiplantae; Streptophyta; Magnoliopsida; Poales; Poaceae.
AUGAGCGGCCGCGAUCUCUUCGGCGCGCUGCAGGAUGAUCUCAUCCAGCACGUGCUCUCCUUCCUGCCCUCUCGCGAGGCGGUGAAGUCGGCCACGCUCGCCCGUCGUUGGCGCCACCUGUGGAGAUCAACGCCCGCCGUCCGCGUCAACGGCUCCGGCGAAAAAUUUCGCCUGUUCGUCAACAGCCUGCUGCUCCACCGUGAUGGCGCCUCGCCGCUGCACUCGUUCGAGAUCGAAGCCAACCUGUUGGUAGGCGGGGAGGACUUCGACGAGUUUAGCGACUACGAGUUCGACCCGCGCGAGGUCGACCCUCACGUCGACCUCUGGAUCAGGCACGCCGUGUGGACUUGCCGUGCCCGCUCCCUCGUCGCCCGCUUCCAAGAUAGCCCCGUAAUGUGGUGGCCUCAGAACCGGCAGUCAUCAGCUUUUCCGCACCGGCAGCAACCAUUCGCCUCCCCGCACCUGACGACGAUGCACCUCCACCGCGUCCAACUCCACCACGACCAUCUCCUCGACUUCUCCCCCUGCCGGGCGCUUCUGAACCUCACCCUAAGCGAGUGCAUUCUCGACGGCGACGCCCUGCUAUCUCCCUGGCUGGAGCGCCUCUCUAUCAUCGGCUGCGGCACUGGGAUCCACCCGAGCAAACAUGGCCCCAUGGGGAUGAGGAUUGCCACGCCCAGACUCCGUCAUCUGCAGCUGUCCGAUGACUACGACGAGGACUGCUUCUCCAGAGACAUGUAUGAUUAUACUGAUCUGUCGUCAUCUCUCGAGAGCAUGCCCUUGUUGACCAGUGCCAGCAUCCAGCUUAUCGGCACCACCACCUUUGAUGAUGAUCAUGCCACUGCCGAGCGCCCUUUGCUUCUGCAUGGCUUGGCGGAGGCCACCAGCCUGGAGCUCAUAGCCUCCACGGAAGAUGGAAGGGCGAUCUUACUGAAGGAUUUGACAUGGUGUCCUACAUUCACCAAGCUCAAGAUCUUGAUGCUUAACGAGUGGUGUGUGUAUGAUGAUGUAACUGCGCUUGCAUGCCUCAUGCAGCACACACCAAGACUGGAGAAUCUCAUUUUGCAACUUCAAUUCGAGAAAUCCCAUGUUCUUGAGGUGAAAACAGAUAGUCAUAUUACAUCAGAACAUUCAUGUCAUACCUUUGAGCACCUUAAGACUGUGGAGAUAAAGAAGUGUCGUCGAUCUUAUGACAUAAGGGUUAAAGAAAUUUUGAAAUUGCUCGGUGACUGGGGCAUACCCAGCAGUAAAAUCAGUAUCCACUACAAGAAAUCUAAAGAUGAAAAGAAACACGCAAGUUCUAGCACCAGACGUGUUCAAACAACCAAAUGCAUGUAAUGAAGGAUGAAAUUCGGUAUGGAUGACAAGUUGUUUCUCCAGGUUGUUAGCAGCAAGAGAAGAUGGAAGUCUCUUUUGGUUCUCGUUUAGUUAGUCGAAGAUGUUUGGCUUUUAAGGACUUUUGUGAGGACAUUGUUUAUGAUCUUCGUUCACACUAUGAGUCCACGCGUGCAUUUUCUCGUU